CGCCAGCCCUUGGCGUCGCUGGCCCGCCCCCUCGCCUGCCAGCUCCAGCCCCGCCCCCAGAGCAGAGGCCGCUCACUUAGCUCCAGGCAGCGCGACUGCGGGGGGCGCACGACCAGGGCUUGUUGCCUUGGGGCGCGCAGCCCAUGGAGUCGGGGCUGCUGCGACCCGCGCCGGUGAGCGAGGUGAUCGUCUUGCAUUACAACUACACCGGCAAGCUCCGCGGUGCCCGCUACCAGCCUGGAGCGGGGCUGCGCGCCGACGCCGUCGUGUGCCUGGCGGUGUGCGCGUUCAUCGUGCUCGAGAACUUGGCCGUGCUCUUCGUGCUCGGGCGCCACCCGCGCUUUCACGCGCCCAUGUUCCUGCUCUUGGGUAGCCUGACGCUGUCGGAUUUGCUGGCUGGAGCCGCCUACGCCGCCAACAUCCUGCUGUCGGGGCCGCUCACGCUGCGACUGUCGCCCGCGCUAUGGUUCGCGCGUGAGGGAGGCGUCUUCGUGGCGCUCGCUGCGUCCGUGCUGAGCCUCCUCGCCAUCGCGCUGGAGCGUCGCCUCACCAUGGCGCGCCGGGGGCCCGCGCCGGCCGCCAGUCGGGGGCGCACGCUGGCGCUGGCUGCUGCCGCCUGGGGAGUGUCGCUGCUCCUUGGGCUGCUGCCGGCGCUCGGCUGGAAUUGCCUGGGUCGUCUGGACGCCUGCUCCACUGUCCUGCCUCUCUACGCCAAGGCCUACGUGCUCUUCUGUGUGCUCGCUUUCGUGGGCAUCCUGGCCGCCAUCUGUGCGCUUUACGCGCGCAUCUACUGCCAGGUGCGUGCCAACGCGCGGCGUCUGCGGGCUCGGCCCGGGACCAGCGGGGGCACCUCCACCCGGGCGCGCCGCACGCCACGCUCGUUGGCACUGCUGCGCACGCUCAGCGUUGUGCUCGUGGCCUUUGUGGCGUGCUGGGGCCCUCUCUUCCUGCUGCUAUUGCUCGACGUGGCGUGCCCCGCGCGCGCCUGUCCUGUGCUUCUGCAAGCUGACCCCUUCCUGGGCCUGGCCAUGGCCAACUCGCUUCUGAACCCCAUCAUCUACACGCUCACCAACCGCGACCUGCGCCAUGCGCUCCUGCGCCUCUUCUGCUGCGGCCGGCACCCCUGCUGCCGAGGCCCGGGUAGCUCUCAGCGGUCCGGGAGCACCGCGGGAGCUUCGGGCGGCCUGCGCCACUGCCUGCCCCCGGGUCUGGACGGCAGCUCAGAGCGCUCGUCGCCCCAGCGCGAAGAGCUGGACACCAGCGGCUCCACCGGCAGCCCCAGUGCGCCCAAGGCCGCCCAGACCCUGGUACCCGAACCGGUGGCAGACUGAUGCCCACACCCACUUUUGUCUUUCCUGAGAGCCGUUUUGCAGAUUUUUUCUUUUUAUAUAAAGGAAAUUGUAGGAAACACAGCCGAAGAUGGUGGAGGCGGAAAAGACGGAGGGGAAAUGUAUUUAUGGACGCUAAACCCCAUAACAGUGAACAGACAAAAAAAUCCUUGCUUUCGUGGAAUUGACGUUCUAGUGGGGAACACAGACAAUAACGGAGUGACAAAAUAAUGGAGAUAAUUCCAAUGACAAUACAGAGAUGGUGAUGGUGGUCAGGGGAGGCCUCUCUGUAGAGGUGGUGACAUUUGGUGUGAGCUGAGAUGUCCUUGUCCUGGGAACACCUAAAGGAAAAGCAUUUUGGGAUGAGGGAAUGGCAAGUGCAAAGGCCCUGAGGCUGGAAUGUGCCCAUGUGUUCUGGGAAAAGCAAGGAUGCCACUGUGGCUGCAGCAGCUAUGGAGUGGAAGGUGACAAAAGAUGGAAGAUGAAGGGGCAGAUGGUGCAGGACCUUGUGCGGCAUGGGGAGGACUUUGCUUUUGUUCAGAGUGAGGUGGGAGCCAUAGAGGGUUCUAAGCAGAGGAUGAACUUGCCCUGAUUCAAGUGUUUGCAGGUGCUCUGUGACCUUUGUGGAGGACAAGGGUGGAAGCAGGUGAACAGGGACUGCACUGGAGCAAUGACAGCGACUCUGAUCGCUCAGACCACGUGGACUUUGAAUAGAUUCUGGAGGCAGCGGACAGAACUGCUGAGGAAUUGGGUGUAACAGUAAGAGAAAGUUGUCAAGGACAACGCCACAGGCAGGGCACCCCAAAAUUUGACUUUGGGAGACCCGGCCAAAUCCUGACAAUAAAAUUUCUUUGAGUGCGUUGUCAGGUCAUAAAAAUAAAAAUAUAAUAAAGUAAUAAGAGCAAUUAUAA
Molecule: messenger RNA, 2239 nt
Organism: Lemur catta (Ring-tailed lemur)
Lineage: Eukaryota; Metazoa; Chordata; Mammalia; Primates; Lemuridae
Gene: S1PR5
Product: sphingosine-1-phosphate receptor 5
Exons: 2
Coding region: 144-1331 (395 amino acids)
Biological process (GO): G protein-coupled receptor signaling pathway
Cellular component (GO): membrane
Molecular function (GO): sphingosine-1-phosphate receptor activity
Source: RefSeq, a predicted model, not a curated record